AGGUGGUGAGUCGAGGGGACUCGUACCCAAUGGAAGUAGGUGUGACAGUAGAGCUUGUGAUGCAGGAACUUCACUUCUCCAACCCAUAUCGCCUUGUUUGGCAGUCCAAGGUGGGUCCAGCAGCUUGGUUGUCCCCUAGUACAGAUGAGGCCAUCACAGGCCUGGUGAAGCGAGGUCACAGGAACAUUCUCCUCGUCCCCAUUGCCUUCACCAGUGACCACAUUGAGACUCUCCAUGAAUUGGACAUUGAGUAUGCUCAUGAUCUCGCCAAAAAGGUGGGAGCUGAGAAGAUUGUGCGCUCAGGUGCCCCCAAUGACCACCCAAUGUUCAUUGACACCCUCGUGGACAUUGUGAAGAACCAUCUCUAUGGGAAGGUACACCUAUCCCCUCAGUUCCUCAUGCGAUGUCCCCUUUGUGUGAACUCUACAUGUGGGCUUGCCAAGUCCUGGUUUCUCAGACAUGUUCCAGACCCCCUAAAUCAACAUGGAGUGCAAAACAGAAAAGAAAAGUAACUGGACAUGGGAGUUUGAUUACAUGGUUAAAACCUGAAAUGAAUCAGUUAUGGUUUUUUUUAUUAUUAUAUACGAGUUUAUAUAUUUUAAGUUUGAUCUGCACUUGAAUUCCUGCUAAAUAAUACAACUUCAUGGAUAAGAUAGGUGUAAAAUGGAUGUUGGAACAAGUUGUCUCUUAUUGUUAAUAUUUGUUGUUUUGAAAUGUUUAUUUUCUCUAUGCAUUCCAAUUUCAACUUACUACCAAGUAUAAAAAAAUUUAAUAUGUGAAGUUUCAAGUUCUCCACAUUCCAUAUUCUGAGGUGUCUGGCUUGACACAAGUUGCUUCUGAGAAGCCCAUGUGUGAAAGAAAUCUGGCCUGCAAUAGCUAGCAGUUGAGGGUUGAGGUCGAGUACAUAGUUUUAGUUCUGC
This is a messenger RNA of Darwinula stevensoni, 920 nucleotides long. The record is from the annotation of a GenBank genome assembly. Lineage: Eukaryota; Metazoa; Arthropoda; Ostracoda; Podocopida; Darwinulidae.